Messenger RNA from Paramecium octaurelia, 2280 nucleotides. NCBI's taxonomy places the organism in Eukaryota, Ciliophora, Oligohymenophorea, Peniculida, Parameciidae. The record is from the annotation of a GenBank genome assembly.
UCAAUAAAUUAAACAAAUGAUUUAAUAGAAUUAGUAUCAAGAAAUAAGUGAAGGCAUCACAAUCGAUAUAACUACACCCAACCAGCCUUCUAGAUCGUAUAAAAUAUUUGAACAACUAGGAAUGGGACAAGAAGGGGCUGUUUAUAGAGCAAAGCAAAUUAAUUUAGGGUCAACUUAAACUGAAGUUGCUAUCAAAUUUUCAGCUUAUAUUAAGGAAAACGUAAUGUGGUUUUAUCGUUAAAUCAUAGAUUAUUAGAAUAAAUACGAAAAACCCAAUAGCUCUAAUUAUUCUCCUUCAAAUAUUAUAAGAAUUUAUGAUGCUUUUCAAUGGAAUAAUUAUUAUGCUCUAGUAAUGGAAUUAGGAUAAACUGAUCUCUUUAAAUAUAUAGAGUAGAAUAAAAAUAAAUUGACUAUUUAAAAUAAGUCAUCUAUUUGCUAAUAAGUACUAAAUUCAAUUUAAAUAGAUAUUAACAUCAAUCGUCUUUAUACACUCAUAGAACCUCAUCCACAGAGACAUCAAGCCUGAAAAUUAUAUGAUGGUUGAUAAUUAGGUCAAGUUAAUUGAUUUUGGAUUAAUAAAGUUCUAUAAUAUUGAUUAAAAUCGUAUGACAUUAGCUGUUGGCACAAAACUUUUUCAAGCACCAGAGCUAAUUUAAGGGAAAUCGGACUACACCUAGGCUAUUGAUGUUUGGGCAAUGGGUUUUGUUUUUUAUGAAAUUAUUAAAGGAACUCAACUUUUGGAGGGUACAGCAAUUAUUUAUUAUAAUCCUAGUUUCAACAGCUAAAGAUUUAGAAGAGUUAGUAAAAAAACAUAUGAGUAAUCAAACUUACAUAUACAAUAAAAUAGAUGAAUUGCAAAUUUCUGAUGAAUGGAAGCAGACAAUCAAAAGAAUGCUUCACCCAGAUCCCUCUUAAAGAAUAACUGCAAAGGAAGCCUAUGAAAAAUUAUCUAAGUUUAAUAUAGUGAAGUUUUCAAAUUAACCUCCUCCAAUAACAGCAAAUUUUAUAAAACAGCCAGUGAAUCCAAACAACGGUCAAGCCAUCUAAUAAUAAUCAUUAUAAUAAUUGAUAACAUAAUAAUUAAAUGCAUUACUAUAUCCUUUUUAAGCUUCUAAUUUUAACAUCAAUUAAUAAUAAUAAAAAGAAUAAUCCAUCAAGUAACUUCAUAAUUUAAAAGAUUAAAUAAUAAAAACACUAAAUUAAUUAGAAAAUAAUCCUAUUCAAGUAUUAUCAACAAAUGGUUCUGACUCUAUUCAAGAAAAUCAAAAGUAAAAUUAAGCAGUUUUCAAGAAGGAGCUUCCCCCUAUUAUUGCAUAGAAAUUAAAUGAAAUAAAGAAAAUGAUGCAAGAGAUUGAGGAGAAAUCCAUUUCAAGUUAAUAAGAAGCUGAUUUAAAUGAAAAUUUAUAAAAGAUCAUGAGUGAAAUUGAAAUCUUAAAAAAAACUACUUAGAAUUUUGAGAAUAAAUAAUUAGAGUAUUAAUAAGUUUAAUAAAAAGUUGAUGAUUUGAAAUAAAUAUAAAAAAUACUUAUAUAAAAAGAAAUUUUAGAAGAAACUAGGAAAUAAUUACAAGAAAAAGUUAACUCUAAUAAUGAAACCUAUCUUAAAAAAGAAAUAGAAAGUCUUUAAGUAUCGAUUAACAAAUUAGAACAAUAAAUGAUUACAUUAAAUUAUUAUUAAGAUCUGAAAGCAAAAUAAGAAUAGACUAUUAAUGAUUUAAAAUAAUAAACCAAUACUUUAUCUAUUUUAGAAUCAGAGGUAGGAAAAUAGAAAGAUGAAAUACUGGAUUUAAAAGUUAAUCUCUAAAUUUUAGAUUCUAUUAGGUCUGAAAAAGAGAAAAAUGAAAUAUAUAUAAAUUAACUAAAAGAAGAAAUUACAAGGUUAAACUGCUAUAAAGCUGAGUUUGAAUAAUAAUAAUUAGAUAUUUAAGAACAAAAAUAAAGUUUACAAUAACUAGAAUGUAUUGAGGCUGAUGUUUAAAAAAAAAGAGAAGAAUUCCUUCAGAUAAAAGCUAAAUUAAGAGAAUUACCAAAUGAGAAAUAAAGAUUAGAAAAUUAUAAUAGAGAUAUUGAAAAACUAAAAGAAGAAGUAAAAAGUCUUGAACAAAUUCAACAAAGAAAUGAUUUUUUAAAUUAACAAAUAAAGGCAUUAAUAGAAUAAAAAAAUUUGAAAUUAGAAAAAGAGGAAGAGGGGAAAAAAUUAUAAUAAGAAAAGUAUCUUUUGGAGUAAAAUGGAUCCAAAUAAACACAACCAACAAGGUAUAAUACGACUAGAAAGUAAUGA